UUUGAUAUAUAAUCGUAUCAUUCAUGUCGACAAAAAAUGUUUUAUUUGUUUUUUUAAUUGGUGCGUUAUUAUUGUGCUAACCUAAUAUUCAUAUUUGAAAUGAAGAGUUUUAUAAGCUAUACAACCGCAGUUAUAUUUGCAGUGGAUCUACUGGCAACUUCAGGUGAUAUUACAAUGACCUGGACAUCGCCGAUGUUUUCAAAAUUAUACUCCAACGAUACCACCGUAAAUCCACUUCCGAAACCGAUUACUGAAGCUCAAGAUGCAUGGAUAGCCUCACUAAUUAACGUUGGAGCUAUGAUUGGAGGAUUUCCUUUCAGCUAUAUUUCUGAACACUACGGAAGGAAAGUUUCCUUAUUAGGAGUUGGAGUAUUCCAUAUGGUAGCCUACCUCUCAAUGGCUUUUGCUCAAUGUGUCGAGUUAUUUUAUUUUGGAAGGAUUCUUGGAGGACUAGCAGUAGGAGGAGGAUACACUCUACUUCCGAUGUAUAUUGCAGAAGUAGCAGAGGAAAAGAAAAGAGGUGCCUACUCCGUGACUCUAGGAAUAUUUUGGGGUUUUGGAAACUUUUUACCCUACCUUAUUGGUCCUUUUCUAUCUGUGAGAGUUUUUAACCUUAUUAACUUCUCUUUACCAUUAUUAUUCGUGAUAUUGUUUUUCUUUUUUGGUAUCGAAACACCGUACUAUCUUAUUGGUGCAAAUAAACUUGAGAAAGCAGAAGAAGUAUUAAUGUUGUUAAGAGCUGAAGAUCGUAAAGGUGUACAGUUAGAACUACAAAACAUUAAAGCUUCUUUAGAACAAGAGAAACAUGAAAAUGUAGGUGGUUUCACCAACAUAUUUACUAACCCUGGUGUAAGAAAAGCUUUCAUUAUUUCAAUUUCGUUAAUAUCAUUUCAACAAUUAUCUGGUUGGAAUGCUAUAACUUUUUAUCUUCAACCAAUAUUUGAAGCGUCUAAUACAAAUCUAAGCCCAGAAAUAUGCUCUCUUAUUAUUGGUGCUUGUAUUUUUGGCUUUGCCUUACCAACUCCAUAUUUCACUGAUAAAAUAAACCGGAAGGUUUUAUUAAUAUUCUCGGACGUUGGUUUAGGUUUAGGAUUAUUGAUACUGGGCGUAUUCUUCUAUAUAAAAAAUAGAACAGAUUGGAGUAUGAGUGCAAUAUCUUGGAUUCCAAUUCCAACACUAAUAAUGUGUACUUUCGCCUUUCAAGUAGGUUUGGCUGCGUUACCUUGGACAAUUUCAUCUGAAAUAUUUCCAAAAAAUGUCAAAAAAUUAUCUUCGGCAACUACAUCGUCUUCUUGCUGGAUAGUGUCGUUUUUAAUUACCCAGUUUUUUAAUACAAUGAAACAGAAUUUGGGUACAGAUGGAACAUUCUUUUUUUACGCUGUUUUUACUUUUAUUGCAGCAUGCUUCACCUUAUUUUAUGUUCCCGAAACAAGAGGUAAAACUUUUGUCGAAAUUCAGCAAAUGCUUAAAUCCUAAAAUGUUAAAACAUUUUGGACCAGAUCCUUGAUGUAUUAAUUUUAACGGGUACCUAUAAUAUUUACUGAAAAUCAGUAAGAAAUGAAAGUAAUAUAUAAAACUGCCGUAUACAAAAUAAAAAGUUGAUACGUUUUUAACAUAAUUUUAUCUUUUUUGAACCUCAUUCCAUCAUCCAUCGUACAGUUAAUUGACUGAAGAAAUAAUUUUUAUUUAAAUUUUACUUAAAAUUAUUAAUGUCACUUUUUUUGAUAAUAGAAUACAAUAUCACUAAUCCGGUACUAGUAAGAACCAGAGGGUGCCGGAUAUACUAUAGGUGUAUAGAAUAAUUCAUAAUAAUAGUCCAGUCGGGUUAGACGAAUAACAGGCCUAACCUUGCAUUAGGAGCUGCCCCAAAUUUUAUUUUUCUAAUCUUUAGGGAGGCUCAAUAUUAGUAUAAAUUUAAAAUCUUGACUGAAUUCCACCGUUGCGUUAGCCGCCAUCUUGAUUUUAAACGAGAACCGUUUCUGCUCAAUAUCUCCGCCAUUUUCAAUUUUUUGACAAAAAGUGUAGAAACUGAAAUUGUUGAAAAUACGAUUUUCUAUAAUUUCAUUUAUUAUAAUUUUUUUCGUGCGGUCGAUAUUUUCCGAGUUAUGAGGGGAAAAUAGUGACAGUUGGAGCAUAAUUAUUGAAUUAUUGAAUUAUCUCGUUUAUUAUUAGUUUUACAACAAAUAUGUACCUGUACAAAAAUGAAGAGAAUUAAAUUCUACACAAUUUUGAUCUCUUUCAUUUUUUUGCUAAAAUUAAUAUUUAAGGUAGUACGUAUGCGGUAAUGGCGCGAGCGUAAGACCGGAUUGAUUUUAUAGCAAUUGUUUUUGUUCAAUAUCUACGCCAUUUUCAACUAAAAUUGUUCAAAAUAUAAUUUUCUACAAUUUCUUUUUAACAAUUUUUUUCAUGCGGUUGAUAUUUUCCGAGUUACAUCUGAAAAUAUUAAAAAGUGGUGGGGGGAGCAUAAUUAUUGAAUUGAAUUUUGUAUCCGAGCUGCCCCAAAUUUUAUAAUUAUAUCCUUUAGGAGAGAUCAAUAGUAGUGUAAAUUUAAAAUCUCGACUGAAUUCGGCGGUUGCAUUAGCCGCCAUAUUGAUUUUAAAUGAGAACUGUUGUUGCUUAAUAUCUCCGCCAUUUUCAACUUUUCAACAUAAAUGGUGGGAAAGAAAAUUGUUGGAAAUGCAAUUUCCUACAAUUUCUUUGGCACAAUUUUUUUAUACGAUCAAUAUUCUCCGAGUUAAGGGGGAAAAUAAUGGAAGCGGAGGGGAAGCAUUAUUGAAUUGUCUAAUUUAUUAUUAACUUUACGACAUAAUUGUACAUUAACAAAAAUAAAGAGAAUUAUAUUUUAUACAAUUUUUGAAACUUCCAAUGAAACAUCAACCAAACUAAGUAUAUAAAAAACAUAAAAAGACAUUAUAUACAUUAAGUUCACUUAAUUUUAUUAACUAGCGGGUUUUAUUGGUUGAGUUUGUCUGUCGAUAGUUUAAGUUUUAUGUCAGCUAAUAUAUCGUAAUGUUCCAACAAUUUUUUUUAAAUUUUGGACCCUGUUGGGGGGAAUUUUCCCAUUUCCCCCCUUGUAGACCCGCCACUGGUUCUCUCGAAAAAUUGUAGUAAAUCGUAAUUGCAACAAUUUCAGUUCUUACACUUUUUGUCGAAAAGUUGAAAAUGGCGGAGAUAUUGAACAAAAACAAUUGCUAUAAAAUCAAUCAGGUCUUACGCUCGCACCUUUACCACAUACGUACUACCUUAAAUAUUGAUUUUAUCAAAAAAAUGAAUGGCAUAAAAAUUGUACAAAAUUUAAUUCUCUUCAUUUUUGUAUAGGUAAAUAUUUGUUGUAAAACUAAUAAUAAACGAGAUAAUUCAAUAAUUCAAUAAUUAUGCUACAACUGUCACUAUUUUCCCCUCAUAACUCGGAAAAUAUCGACCGCACGAAAAAAAUUAUAAUAAAUGAAAUUAUAGAAAAUCGCAUUUUGAACAAUUUCAGUUUCUACACUUUUUGUCAAAAAAUUGAAAAUGGCGGAGAUAUUGAGCAAAAACGGUUCUCGUUUAAAAUCAAGAUGGCGGCUAACGCAACGGCAAAAUUCAGUCGAGAUUUUAAAUUUAUACUAAUAUUGACCCUCCCUAAAUAUUAGAAAAAUAAAAUUUGGGGCAGCUCCUAAUGCAAGGUCAAAUGCUAUCCCGACUGGGCUAUAAAUACAAUAAAGCAUGUUAUAAAUGGAAUAGGUCUUCUUCUCACAUUCAUUGCCUCCUGUGGAGGUUGCUGAUCAUCAUGGAUAUAUGCACUUUCAAAACUGCUGAACCAUUCACUAAGGUUUCGCGGCCAAGAAAUUCUUCUACGUCCCACGCUUUUUCGUGCGACGAUAUUUUCUUUGAUUAACGCUGUAGGAAUUCAUAUCAUGCUUCUAGUAGAAAUGUGGCCAAGAAACUAAAGUCUUCUCUUCUUAUAUCUCUUAAUAUUCAGUAUUUCCAGCCGUGCCUGAUUUGUGAUUCUAUCCGUCCAGAAGACUCUGAAAACGCGGUUGUAGACCCACCUCUCAAAGGUCUGUGUAAGGAUGGGAAAAACCUACCGGUUAUAACCUGAAACCGGUUUUUUACUCCGCAAUUAUCGGUUUACCGGUUGUUUUUUUGUUCCGGUUAUAACCGGUUUUGUUUUUUAAAAGUAAUAACCGGUGAAAAACCGGAUAAAAGACCUCUGGAAAAAAUAACUAAUUCAGAGAAAAAAUAAUUCAUUCAUAUAUACUAACCCACCCUCAUAUUAUUAUGUUUACAGAAAAACGUCUAUAAGCUGAUGUAAAAGCAUCUAUAAGCUAGACAGCUAGUACAUUCUUCAAACCUAAUAUUGGCUGGACGAUAAAGAUGGAUUUGACUAAUAUAGAUCGACUGUCUUUUUAUUACUGUGCCAAAAUUGUGGAUUACUGUAAAUAUAGAGCACAAAGCUCAUGACAAUUAGCAAGAAAAAGACAACGGAAGGUCAAAUCUACGUCAACCAAACCCCAAUAAAACGGGUGAUGGACUACAGUUAACUCGACACCAUACGAAUGAAAAAUGGACCAACAACCAGGAUAUAACAGGGCUCAUUGGAAAAGCUAGAUCCAUCUUCAACCGGAUGAGGGCCUCCUUCAAAACCCACAACUUUGCUUUUGAUAUAAAAGUAAGAAAUCGGCAAUGUUACGUCUUUUCUAUCCUUUUUUACGGUUCUGAAUCGUGGAUAUUGAACGAAGAUACGUGCAGAACAUUGAAAACAUUUAAUAUGUUCCCAUAUUGGAAAAUACUUAAAAUUUUGUGGACUGACGAGUUCACGUAGGAGGAGGUCCUCAGAAGAAUGAAAAAUAAACGAGACUACUAUCAAAUCUCAAAAACUACAAUAUUUCGAACAAAUUAUGAGAAAUGAUGCUCAAAUUAAAUUAUGCUCUGCUACAAUCCGUCCUGAACGAUUUAUAAAUCGAUUGAUUAUCUUGAUAUCGAUAUAAUCUUUCAAUAGUAUCGAUAUCCAUAAUAUUGAUAAUAUUGAUAUCAAUUGGAACGGAUUAUCGCAAAAUAAAUUACAAUUUAAAUGUAACAUUGUAGCCCAAUAAUGCGUAUUGGCUAUUGAUUAAAUAACCGAACACCUCUUAUUGGAAUCACCUGUUUUUUUUACCGGUUAUAACCGCAAGGUUAAACCGUAAGGGCCGGUUUCUCAUAUCGAGUUCAACUCCAGUUUAACCUGAACUUCUAGUGAACGUCAGUUUAAAGUCAAAAUCGUCUUUCUCAAUGGCAGCUAUGUACGCCGUUGUUCCCGCUUGGCGGCGCUAGUAUAGUUGGGGGUCAACGUUUUGACAAUUCGUGAAGUUUGUAUAUGGUGUUUUUGUUUACGAUUUAAUAAAUAAUAAAUUAUGGCAGAAAAAUACGGAUCUUGGACUGUUAGUACGUUGAAAAACGAAUUGAGGAGAAGGAAUGCGAGAGUUACUGGAAAAAAAGAAGCCCUUUAACAGCCUCCACUGUUUACAUAGCCAUCUAUUUCCUAACUGCCCUGUCCCAGUUUCUUAGUCUCUUGCUGCCACAAGAUCAAAUUUAUAUUUUUUGGCUUCGUUUACUAAGUAGAUGCUUCUUUUCCUUCCUGGAAUGAUCCUCUAAUAUUCCACGCCGCUAUUUUAACUAGUUCUUCUUUAUUGCUAUUAUCUCGUUUAUUAUUUUUCGAUUCUUUUUUCCGUUUUCUUUGCCGGGUCAUCUUUGAUGGGUCUCCUAAUACUGCAUUCAGUUCUAGUUUUUUGCAAUGUCUUCCUCUAUUCUCUCCAGCUGCUCUUUUCUUUAUUCCAUUUUCAUAAUUCAUUGUUUAUUGUCAGUCUUUUGUAUCCUGUUUUUGUGCUAUUUCCUUUGAUUUUCUCUUCUUUAGCAAUUCUUCUUAUUUUGGCCAUUAUUUCCCUUUCCGUCCUUCCUCAGAUCAUUUAUAUAUAUUCUUUCUCUCAGUUGCUUGAGUUUCAUCUUAUUUUGAAUUACUUUGGUCUUUUCUGUCUUGCUAUCCAUAUCUAGCAAAUAUAUUUUGUCUCCCAGCUUCUUGCUUCAUCAACGUUUACUUUUACUCGGAUUUAUUUUCUCAAAUUAAAUUCACACAGCGAAACAAAUAUGCAAUGUUUACUUAGAAAUAGAUUAAUUUGAAGUGUUGACGUGACCUCCAACUACACGAGCGCCACCUACGUUGAGCUUUCCAGAUUAGCUGCCAUUCACCUUCAACUGAACUACGUUCAGCUUGAACUUUUCUUGAACGCUGAAAUUCGACCGUUCAGAACCCACUGAACCCAGUUCAGAUGAUUUCACGGAUUACGCAUGCGUUGUAUUAUUGCAACUUAUCAUGAGACGCAUAUUAAGCAUAACGAUAUACGAUAACAUUAUUUUUAUGUUUAUUAGAUUUAUUUAUAAUUAUUAAAAUGACUGUUUGACUAUUAAUACUUAAAUUUAACUUUAUUCAGAAACAGCAUAAAAAAAGUUAUACAACAUGGCGAUGGUUUUACAGUCUUCCAUCUAUUGUCAUUUCUGGAAAGCUUCCAGGCAACCAAGUGACGUCAUAUAACGUCGAGGAAACGUCAGUAUUGGUUGAAUAUAUACACGUGUUUGAACAUUACGUCAUAUAUACGUCUUUUGUAGGUGAUUUUAAAUACGUAAGAUUAAUGACGUUUAAAUACGAUUAAAAAACGUUUUCAUUUCAGACAGCCUAAGUCUGAUGUCACAAAAAUGAAAGGAGCUUAAAGCUUGUUUGUAGUGGCUAGUGACUCCAAACAAUUUCGUUUAUAACGUUUAAAAUAAUGUUCAUAAGAAAUUUAUCCUUUAUUGUUUACGUGGUUUGUGUCUUGUGUGAUAAAAUGAGACUUUUCAUUUAGAUAUUUAGUUGAAGAAACGUGCUAAUUGAGAGUUUUUUAUUCGUUUUGGCUCAGUGAGUUAGUUUAAUGCAGUAUUUCUUCUUGACAACUAUUUGAGGUUAUGUUUAUUUUCUGUUAAUAAACUAAUUAUUUAUGUGUCAUCUAGUUUAAUUAAAUUAAUCUUUAUCCUUAUAAGAUUGCUUCAGCAGUCUACAAUAUUUAGCUAUGAGAUGGCAAAGAUAAAUGACGCUCAUGUACUACUGUAUACAGGUAUUCCCAACAAUGAGUUGUUUAUGAUCCUUUUUGAUUUAAUGAACACGUGAAAGCGUUAAAUUAAGAUAUUAAGUAUGCUGAAUAAAAAUUAUUUAAUAGUUUAUAUGUUGUUCCAGUUUUGACACACUAAGCAGGUAUAUAUAAAUAGUGAAAAUUCUACCUAUAAUGCGAGGGCUGGUACAAUCAUGCAGAAUCAAUGUUAGAUUGCUUGUAGUGCACAAGCGAUCUUAAACAAGUGGUAGUAUAUCUUGGACACAUGGAACUUAGACCUAUAGGUUUCAUGUUACCUAUUUUUUAUACUAUUUUGAAUUAUCUGAAAGAGGUCACUUUUUGAAAGUACUAAAGACAAGAUUUUACCGUCGUCAUCUUUUUGGCGUUUGGUAAAUUUUCACAAUCUCGACGUGAAAAAAAUGUAGGUACGAUGACGUUUUAAAAUCGUCACAAGUAUGACGUCAAAUCGAUGAGACAAAUAUACGUGAUUUUCAACGUCAGUAUUACGUCAUAUAAACACGUCAAUUGGUCAUUUUUAUGACGUGUUAUCUACGUUAUAAAAACGUUGUUUGGUUACAUGGGGUAUAACUUGAAUUGGCAAUGAGAAUCGCAUUUCCAAAUAAACCGACGUUCACGGAUGAACCGUAGUCAACUGAACUAUAGAUUACCGCAGGUAUGAGAAAUCGACCCUAAGUAAGAAAAACCGGUAUAACCGAAACCGAAAACCGGUGUUUUGUCAACAACCGCCAUCCCUAGGCCUGUGUUAAGGAGUUAUGUGUUUAGUUUCCAGCUUUUCAUACCGUAUAGGAGUAUGAAUAACACAUAACACCUAACCAUUCUAAUUGUUAGAGUCAUGGUGCUGUCAACGGUUUUUUUCAUUUUGACGAACUCGGCUCGCGUUUGUUCAAGACGUAGGUAAACGAAUUUCUUCUGAAUUCUGGUUAGUCUCGUUGACAAUAGUUCCAAGACAUUUGGUGUUAUUAUAACUAUAUAAUCAGAAUAUCUGAUGUUGUUGAUACUAACUCUAUUUAUCGCUAUUCCAGCUGACUUAUAUUCUACUGCUUCACGGAAAAUAUAUUCAGAGUAUAAAUUAAAUAGCAUUGGCGAGAGAAUACAUUCGUGUCGUUUACUCUUUUGAGUACUUAUUUCCUCUAACACGGAGCAUUAAAGUUUUAUUCUUGCUGUUUGAUCCUAGCAAGUAUAGUCUUAAUAUUAUUUGAACAUUUUGAUAAUCGAUAUUUAGUUUAUACAAGAUUUUCAGUAGCAUUGUCAAAGUCCUUAAUAUAGUCAAUAAAGCAGAUAUACAUAUGUUGGUUAAUAUCUGUGUAUUUUUGUGUCAAUAUAUACAAUGCAAACAAGUCUUCUCUGGUGCCCAUACCAUUGCGAAAUCCUCACUGUGUAUAUAUGUUGUUACAUUUGUUGUAAAUUCUGUUAUGUAUAAUUUGUAGGAAGACCUUUAAUAUACCUAUUAACUCAUUAAGCUUACAAGCCAUUAAUCAUCACAGCUGGUAGGACUGAUCAUAGAAUGGUGAAAAAGAUCAAGAUAUGCAUUCUUUUGGAAUUGGGCCACUUUAUCUAAUAUAGAAUCAAACUGGUCCACCGUCCACCAAAACAUAUAUAGAUUUGUCGUCCAGUAUUCUUAGAAGUUCACCAUAAAUAUCAUCUGGUUUUACCCCUUUUUCUCAUUUUCAUGGCUUGUUUUACCUCAUGAGAUGUUAUUGGAGGUGAGUCUUCCAAAAGUGUUAAAGCGCAAUUCCUUGGUCUAUUAUUAUUUAAGAGCUGAGAUAGGCAAUUAUUCCUAUAUAACUUUUUCUUUUAAGUUCAUGAUUAUCGUAUCAUUUUAAUUUCUUAAUAUGUUUGUUUCUUGUUUGAAUCCAAGACCGACCAAUUUCUAUGUAGGUAGUUCUUUAAUUUUAUUGUCCUUUCCUUUAUCCACUUUUCCUUUGCUUCCUUAAUUGUGUUUCUGUUUGUCAUGUGUUGUUUACAUCAUUCUUUUAUCUUUGUUUUCUACGUCCAUCCAUUAGUGCAAAAAUCUCCUGGAAUGUCCAUUUUUGUUUUUAUGGUGCUCAUUUCUACUUAAAGUUUUGCUUUGAGUAUUAGGUACUAUUAUUUGUUUAAUUUUUGAGAACUACAUACACAUGUGGAUUUGUUGUUUUCUUUUCUCCUUUUAGAUCAUGAAAUUUUGUAUGAAUUAGCUGAUUUGUAAUUUAAGCCGUGUUUUGUUAGUCGCAUAUGCGCUUGUCGAUAACCACAGGAUUGUAAUCAGAUGCAAUAUCGGUGUCUGGGUAAAUCUUUACUGGUUUUAUCCCAUUUCUAAACUUCUUACUAGCGAAAAUUUAAUAAAUUUAAUGUCACUUUCCGCUUAUUUUUUCUAUUGUUGCUUUCCAUGUCUAUAAUAUUCUCUUUGACAGCUUCAAUAAGGUGAUUCUCACUAUCAUUUGUUUUUUUACACAAAAUUGCAAUAGUCCGUCUCCACUCACAAUCCGAACUUCCCAAUGUACUUCUCUUAACUUUCUUAGCUGAAUUUGGCGAUAGUCGCCCAUUAUUACUGUGAUUUUACGCUCUUUUCUUUAUUUUAACACAUCUUGUAGUUGUUCGUAUAAUGCUUCGAUUUCUUCCUCAAGAUUUUUCAGCGGUGGAGCGUAUAGGUACCUGUAUUAAAUUAAAUUUCCCAAUGGUUACUUCACUAAAGUUGAAGCAUGAUUACUCUAUCGGAGUAAGGUAGAAUGAUUAAAAAGAAUUUCCACUCCCUUUAAGUGGUUUUUAUCAGUGUAUAGGUACCACGUAUGCAUCUGUGUUUAUGUUUUACCCACACGAUUGUAAAAUGUUUUAUGAUUGUAGCAUAUCUCACAUUUAACUAAUUACAUAGUUAACAUAGUUUAAAAUAAUCCUUAAUUAUUGCGGUCUGUUUUUAUGUAACUUGUAAUCCUUGUUCAAACACCUUUUUUUCGCAUUUUUCAAAGAAACAUAUGAAAAAAAUAGGGAAAUGUUUGGAACAACUAGAAGUACCUACCUAAAACAUUAAACAUAAUCAUAGAGAGUGCAUACAGGACAGCCUGACGAAAAGUGCAAGUGGGAGGUCAAAGGUUCAAUGUAUCCCAAAUAAACAAAGGAAUAAAACAGGGAGAUAUUUUAUUAGACCCAUUGUUGUUUGAUUAAUCAUAAUUAUUAAGAUGGGAUUAUAAAUAACCUCAAAGCUAAAGAAGAAAACCUAGAUACAAAAAUUGGGUACACGAACUUGCAAUCAAAAAACUUUACGGAGUUCACUCUACGUAGAUAUUGUACCUACUGGUAGCGAAUAAUAGGUAUAAAUAAAAUGCAAAGCGCAGAGGCUAGUGAAUUCGUGGACUGAAAAAUUACUAAAAAUUAAAAAUAAGGUGAAUAUAAAUAGAACAAAGACGAUGAUAUUAAAUUAAAAAUAAGACCAAAACAAUACGUACGAAUAUCUGUACAGCAUUGUGACUGAUUAAAUACUCUCUUCGUGACCCAACUUUUAAAUUGUUUCUUGUAGCAGACUUGCAGAAAAAGGUUUUUGAAUGUUCUAGGAUUUUAAGCUUGGAUAAACACGAACAAAUGCAAUUUGUGUGUUCCAGUAGCAUUAGAACACGGCGUAAAUAUGAUUAUAUCUUUACUCAUUUUACGACCUGGUAGGCUUGCUUCUUUAGAGAACACGAAUGUUUUGUUGGGCAACAAUUUCCAACACAGACCACUCUUGUCUGCGUUAUAGAUUUGGUUAGGAAGGCGGCCCAUUUCUUCUACUUUGACUUUAAAUUGCUGGAUAAAUGGCUGCAUUGCUGACUCGUGGCUUGACAAUUUUCCAUUCGAUAUAGUUAACAGACGACCAACGAAAAUGGCACGAAAAUCUUUUUUUGUAAGUUUUUACUAAAAUUUGAUUUCUUUUGUUUAAGUUCUCCGGAUAAGGAAUCAGAGGUGUAACGAGAAUGAUCCUAAGGGAGGGUUUAAAACUACUUAAUGGUCUCUGAGGGGUAUGGAAUAGUAAUGGUGUUAAGCGUAUAGAGCUCAAAGUACAUCCUAAUGGGGGGGGGUUAUAACCCCCAAAAUCCCCCCUGGUUACGCUCAUGUAAGGAAUCUGUUUAAAACCCUCUUGCAUGAACUAGAGAGGGAGGCUUUUAUAUCUUUGGAUAUUAACCAACUCUUAUUUAGGCUACGCUUUCCUACUCUUUUCUGGUUCAGACUAUUUCGUCUUCACAUGGCAGACUUAUCAUUAAUUUGUUUUUUUUUUUCAAGAUGAUGUAUAGUUCAACUUCGUAUUCUUUUCCCAAUUUGCACAUGUUUUCUCCACUUAACACUUCAUUAAAAUGUCCAUUUUAUCUAUCAAAAGGCACGACGGUGUCGGUUUCUUGAAGGAUUAGUGAGAUUCUACUGUAAUCGGAUACAAACAUCACUUAAACUGUUUUGUUUUGCAUUUUAAGUAACCGUUGCAUACUUUAUUUUAGAUACGUUUUUUGCAGCAAAAUAUGAGUCACCAUAUUUUGGUUUAAAUUUAGUUUUAAAUUAAGAUAGCUGUAUGAUUCAAAUAAUUACCUCAAAUAUUAAGUAUAAUAAAUAAUGUAAAUGAAAUUUUAGCAAAUAAUAAUUUAUUUUUUUAUAGGGUGCAGUAUACCUACAUCAUUUAUCAUAGAAAAAGAAAAUUUGAAAUUUUUGUUUUCUUUUUCAUAAUUUUAGGAAAUAAUAAACAUGAAUUUUAGUUGUUAAUAGCAUUUGGGCCACCCCUAGUCAUAUAAUUAUAAAGCUUGGUAUCUGGGAGCUAUGCUCAUUAUUCAGUUUUGCAAAAAAUUGUGUGUCACUGCAAUCCACACCUCGAGUAAAGCAUUUGCGUGUGACUGUUGUUUGUUAUUGUUGUUUCCCCAAAUAGUUUCCUCAAAUAGCUCUAAAUAUGCUCUAUUAUAUGGUAUUCACAUCCGGAGAAUGGCAAGUCGAUUCAUUCCCCAAAUUUCGUGUUUUUUAACAUUCUAAUAAAUAUCCGACAACAGUAAGGACGGAAAUUAUCGUCAAUUAAAGGAAAAUAUUCUCCAGACAAUCUCGCCAAUUAAUUUAACAUCUCUUGAGUAAGAGGUCUCUUGGCUGGCUUCGUCUUUCAAAUGUAUGCUUCAUCAAUAAUCCAGAAUAUACAGUAUAGCCCGAAAUAUACAGUAGGUACUGAAACUGAAACAUAGGUUUCUCUUUCUGUACGCUGUAAUACCCAAAUUAACUUGUAUAGACCUGCCAAGUAAUUCUUAACAAUUACUAAUUAUUAAUAAUUUUAUACUAUACUAAUUGUGUACUAUACCUACUCUAUACUGUAUAACCGAUUUUUACUUCUAAAUUUUUACUUGAAUCCGUCGAUACUACAUACAUUUGGUUAGUAUUGUUUCUUAUUCUUUUGUAUAAUAAUGGUAUUUUUGUAUUUUAUCAUAUUGGACGUGCAAUAGCUUUAAUAGUAAUUGAACACUUGGCAAUAUAUAGAUGAUUACUAUAGCAAUCUAUGAAAAUUCAUAAGUAUGCAUUCGCAAUAUCUUUUGUAAUUUUUUUGGACUCAAAAGUUUUAACGAAAUUUUAGUCUUUUAAUAUAAAAUUUCGUAAAUGUGAUGAAAAGACGCGUAAUGGAUACUGAAGUCACAUACAAACUAAGGAUCCAUAAAUAUCCAUACAUCUCUCUUUAUUAAGACUAUCUAUGGUUUUAUUUGUAAUAUAUUUCUCAGCAAUAUAAUAAUUAAAACACUAUAAGCAUAAAAGCAUUUAAAAUAUACAUGGAAAUACAAAGUUUUUAAAAUGUGUUCUAGGAUAAUCAUCACUUUGAUUGCCUACAGUGGAGUCAAUGUAGUUUUUAAUUGUGGAAAAAAUCAAACAAGAUAGAACUUUUUAUAAUUUUACUGAGAAAUGUAUAAUAUCAAAAAGUUCUACUCCAAAAGUGUGUGCUUAAUUUUUUAUUAAACAAAUUAACUGCAAAAUUAGUAUAUAUACACUUAUAUGUAUAUAUUAUAUAUAUAGUCUUUUAAGUCCCUUUUACUUUUCAGUGUCGGGAAAAUAAGUUGUUGUUUAAAAUACCAAGGAAAAUAUAAAUUUUAUAAAAAAACUGACAUGCCCAUUGACGAAUUCAGAAAUUUUUAUAAAAAAAAAUUAUAUAAAGAUUUUUCUAAAAUUACAUAUACAACUUCUAUAAUUUUUUACUUAACGCUCGAGUCACCCCUCUUACAAACAUUGACGCGCUGUAUGGCAGCAUUCGGCGAAAGGUGCGGUUAAUUUAAUAUAACUUUUUAAUUAAUUGAUCAAAUUAAAUUUUUAAAUGGGUAUACUAUAAAGAAAUAUACAGUGCGUCCAUAAAGUAACGCAUAAAUUCGUUAUUUCGUAAAGCGCCGUUUAAGGAAAAAUCCCAGAACAGGUCGAUUUUUAUUUUUAAAUUACGAUUUUUUGGCAUAUAUAUCAUACUAGUGACGUCAUCCAUCUGAGCGUGAUGACGUAAUCGAUGAUUUUUUUUAAAUAGGAACAGGGGUCAUGUGAUAGCUCAUUUGAAAGGGUAUUCAAUUCUGUAUCCAAUAAUAUAAACAUUAACAUAAUUAUUUGUACAGGGUGAUCAAAAAACAUUUCUUGAAUUAAAAUAAGUGAGACAAAAAGAAGAAUAUAUGUAAUUUAUUUUAAUUUUACUACUGUCAGUAAAGAGAAAAAAAAAAUAAUUUGACAAAUAAACAUUGAUUUUCGUUUAAACGAAAUGUUCAAACUGCCACGAGACAGGUGGGUGGCAGCUUUAACAUUGAAUUUAAGCAAAAAAUAAUAUUUAUUUGUCAAAUAAACAUUUUUUUCCUGUUUUCUGACAACAGUAAAACGUAUUUUGAAUUAAAUAAAUUACAUACAUUCUUCUUUUUGUCUCAAUUAUUUUAAUUAAUAAAAUGUUAUUUUGAACACCUUGUAUAAACAAAUAUGUUAAUUUUUAUAUCAAUGAAUAGAAAAUUGAAUAUCCUUUCAAAUGAGCUAUCACAUGACCCCUAUUCUCAUUUAAAAAAUCGUCGAUUACGUCAGCAUGCCCAGAUAGAUGACGUCACUAGUAUGAUAUAUAUGCCAAAAAAUCUGAAUUUAAAAAUAAAAAUCGAACUGUUUCGGGAUUUUUCCUUAAUAUCGCCGGUUUACGAAAUAAUGAAUUUAUGCGUUACUUUAUGGACGCACUGUAUAUUAUGUGAAUAAGUACAGUGUGGGUGGAAAGUGGGACUUACAUGAAUUUUGUUCAAAAAUUAUUUAAAAACGUGUUAGGUACUAAUACAAUUUUUUCCUAUAAAAAUCUUAAACUUACACAAAUUACUUUUCAAACAUCGUACGUAUUAAACGAUGUCUUAUUAAAAAAAAUCUCAAAAAAAUUUAUUCAAAUGAUACGACGUGUCAAAAGAUUAAUUUAAUUUUUGAGAACUUCUUGGUGUUUUUUAAAGCUUGAUAUGUAAUUUUUAAAACGCACUAAAUUAUUUUACUAUAAGAAUGAAAUAAACAACUUUUUUUUGAGAAAAUUAAGAAAAAUCAAAAAGUUUUUUCUGUACAACUAACCUAAAAUGCAUUUAAUAACAAGCUUGAAAAAUAAUAAAUGUAUAAAUUUUUUUUUUUUUGGGCUCUUAUACAGUAUGUCUGAGCAAAGGCACGUAUCCACUACACUUGUGCUCCACGCUCCUGUAACUGCUCCACAUAGUGGAUACGUUGGCACUCCCGGACCGUGCAACAGUGCGCGCUCCGCUUCGGCGGUCCAAUCGGUGGCUUUUUAUAUAUAGAGGAGCGCAUGCCGUAUCGAUUGGAGCAGUUGCAGGGAACACGGAGCGCACGUGUAGUGAAUACGUGCCUGAACAUUACUAAUUUUACGAAAAAAAAGUUAUUCAUAAAAAGCCCUGCAUGAUAUAAAAUCUCUGAUGCAACCAUUAUGUAUCCAAUUUGUUUUUCCCCCUUGUGUCCAAUCUUGUGACGUGGUUUUAAGACGAUUAUCAUUUUUAUUUCGCCUUGGCCAUUCACAGGUUGAUAGUAGAUACUCUUUCUAAGCUAAUAGAUUGCACAAAAACCGCAAAAUGACCAAACAUUAACAUUCAUCGUUUUUCCCUUUUUUACAUUGCUAAAUUUCGAGAGGUCAACAUACUGAAUAGCAGGUAUAAUAAUUAAAAGUACAAUAGGUUAAAAUUCAUUAAUUUCUACUUGCGCUGAAAAUUUAACCACGCCAUUCAAAUACAAGUGACUUUGUAAUAAGCUUAAGAUUAAGGUUUCUAAAAUCUCUUGACAGAUACUAGGUAUACAUCCUUCUAACUGAAAUAUUGCACGAAAUUCAUAUUUUUUGACAUACCGCGUAUAAAACUGAUAAAAUUUGACAUGUGUAUUAUGAUUGCAGAAUAGAUUUUAGACCAUGCAGACCAUAAAGAAUAACUUUUUUCGUAAAUUAAUAAUAAAAUAGUUAUCGCAAUUUUAAUAAAAUGAUGUUGGGUAUCCGUAAUUUAAGAAAAAUUUGCAUUUAUUUUUAAUUAUAAGGAUUUAAUUGCAUAUUAAAACAUAAUUUUUAAUUCCAAACAACUUUUCAUAAUAACAACAAUUUUCGAUAUUAUGAAAUAUAAAGUACUUUACUCUUGAUCGAAAUUCAUAUUUCUUGGCAUACCUCGUACAAAAUUUAAUAUAUGAUGAUUGGCAUCUUAGAUUUUUGACCAUGCAGAGCAUUUGAUGGAGAAUAACUUUUUUUCGUAAAAUUGAUAAUAAAAAAAUUUCCCAUAUGGUUCGAAGUUACACAGACAUAGUUAAUGUAUAAGAACUCAAUUUUUUUGUAUUUCCUAAAUUGUAAUGUCAGAUUCGGAUUCAGCAUAAUCAAAAACAAAAUAGAAACAUUUUUGAUAAACUAAAAUCAAAAUCUUAGAAUAUAAAAUAAAAUGAUGAAUUCGCCGAUAUUUUUAAAAUUGUUUAUUCAACAUAGCUUUUAUUGUUUAAAUAAUUAAUAAACAAUUAGCGGCUAUAUAGUCUAGGCGCUAAAUAGAGGUCACCGUGUCCUCUUCAAUUCUGAUGGACAAACUCAAUGAAUUUUUGAUCUCUUUGAUUUUUGAAUUUCGAUCCGAGUGGUCAAAAAAUUGUUAUAAACAAUUUAAUUGUUUAUAAGGCUCUGGUUCAUAAACUAAAAAAGAAAAAAAAUGUUAUAAUAAAUAAUAAAAAAAAUAAAAUUUGUUCCUUAAUAAAAAACGACGAAAAAAAGGUUUACUAAAUUUAAAUCCAACAAUUAGAACUCAAGAUAUUGUAAAAUUAGUGCACAAUGCAAAUUGCAAAUUGCAAAAUUAGUAUUUUUUGAAGCUUUAUCGAUCGUAACUCGGCUUCUACGCAUGAAAAUUAGCCUUAGAAGAUCUCAUUAAAGAUUAAUUAAUAGGCUUCCAAACAAAGUUUGUUAAAUUACUUUAUCUUCAGUUGUUUUAAAGUUAUGUCCGUUUGAAAUUAUAAUUUAAAAAAAAUGUACAUUAAUUUGUUUAUAAGGAUUUCAAGCAAAUUUGAGCUAUAAACAUUUAUACUUUAAUUAACAAUAAUGACAUAAGAACUCAAAAGGAAUAAUUUGAGCGUAUGAAAAUGUUCGUAAGUUUAUUUUUGGCCAAGAUAUCGAUAUUUUAAUCGAUAAUUUUGAGGCGCAAGAUCGGCUCAUAGCGUAAAGGUUCACGCGCUAACUUCUCGAUGCAAAUUAUAAUUUCUAUGUAUACAUAGUGAGUUUUAUGUAUGGAAACACCCAAUUAUCUCGAAAACGGCUUAGACGAUUUUUAUAUAUUUUGAAAGGUAGGGGUUUUCUAAUGCGGCCCAUAUUAUAGUGCUAAUUACAUUGUUGUCAUACUUUCCGUUUUUCUGGAAAUCUAACGAACUUUCUUAUUUCAAAUAGAACACCCUGUAUAUUUUUUGCGGUUUGAAGUCCUUAAGAAAUAUUGAUUAUUUUUUAUGUUAUAUUCCCUAUACCUUAAUGCCAUAAUUUCGGAGUUUACCCUACAUUUAUUUAAAAAAAAUUAACAAAUUAUAAAAAUCAAUUUUUUUGGCCCGGGUAAACACUAUUUUAGGUUGUUUAGAUCAUUGGGAACAAAAAAGAUCUUUUGUAAUUUUUCUCUGAAAUUAAUCGUUUUCUCGUUAAUAAUCGAGUUAUAAACAAUUUAAAACUGAAAAAAUCGAAUAAUGAUGAUUUUCAAGGUUCAAGAACACAAGUAAAAAAUAUAAUUUUUAAAAUUUUAAAGUACCUAAAUUCAAGCCCAACUCUUCUUCUAAUAGGUUGCCAUAAGAUUUUUUGCCUCCUUUUAUUGUAUAACAUUGCUUUUUAAUUUUUAAUGAAGUGCAUAUGAAAGGACGGGCGAUCGGGCUGCAUUAACAACUAAAAAACAAUAUUUAAAAUGAAACAAUCUCAAAUAACUUAUCGGUAACUCAUAAAAUAAGCCUUCAGCUUGAAUUUGGGUACUUCGUAGUUUCAAAAAUAACAUUGUAAAUUUGUGUUCUUGAACCUUGAAAAUCGUCAUUAUUCGAUUUUUUUCAGUUUUAAAUUGUUUAUAACUCGGAAAAGAUUAAUUUUAGAGAAAAAUUACAAAAGAUCUUUUUUGUUACCAAUGAUCCAAACAAUCUAAAAUAGUGUUUACUCGGCCCAAAAAAAUUGAUUUUUAUAAUUUGUUUAAAAUUUGUUUUUAAAAUAAAUGUAGCAAUAACUUCGAACUUAUGGCAUUUAUGUAUAGGAAAUAUAACAUGAAAAAUAAUCGGUAUUUCUUGAGGACUUCAAAAUGCAAAAGAUAUAUAGGGUGUUUUAUUUGAAAUAAGAAAGUUCAUUAGAUUUCCAGAAAAACGAAAAAUAUGACAACAAUGUAAUUAGCACUAUAAUAUCGGCCGCAUUAGAAAACCCCUACCUACCAAAAUCUAUAAAAAUCGUGGAAACCGUUUUUGAGUUAAUUGAGUGUUUCCAUACAUAAAACUCACUCUGUAUAUACGUUAUCUUCAUUUUUCAUUUUUGAAGAUCCUAAUAAAAUUUUAUCAUAUAAUUCUUAUAAUUAAAUUAUCUUAUUGUACCUCGUAUCACCUUUCAUUCUAUGUAUAGUCCGUCCGUUAUAACUUUUCCCAUGCGGUACGAUUCAUUUUCAAUCAAAUUAAUUCAAAACAGAAAGUGAAACGUACGCCGAUGUGUGUAAUAUAUAGUAUACAGUAUACAAAAUGUAUAUACAUAUCGACGUUCGUUUCAAUUUAUAUGUUUUGACUUAAUUUGAUUGAAAAUGAAUCAUACCGCAUGGGAAAAGUUAUAGCGGACGGACUAUACUUUGUCUUCUAUUUUUUGUACUAAAUGAGAAAAAAAAACAUUAAAAACUAAUAUUUCAGAAAUAUAACUAAAAAGUAAGUUAAUAUUAUAUAUUAAUACUAUUUUUACGGACAUUUUCUUACAUGCAUCUGCAUCGAGAUAUACAGGGAAUGUCAACUUUUUUCAUCUGCAUAAGUUCUUAGAGCAAUUUUUACAGAUACAUGAUACAUGGUGGUACUAAAUCUGAUCUUAAAGGCAUUAAGAUAUCGAUAUCUAGGCCAAAAAUAAACUUACGAACAUUUUCGUAAGCUCAAAUUGUUUCUUUUGAAUUCUUAUUGGUAAUGCAUCAUUAUUGUUAAUUAAAGUAUAAAUAUUUAUAGCUCAAAUUUGCUUGAAACCCUUAUAAACAAAUUAAUGUACAUUAUUUUUUUGAAAAUUAUAAUUUUAAACGCGUAUAACUUUAAAACAAAUAAAUAUAACGUAAUUUAACAAACUUUGUUGGGAAGCCUAUCAAUUGAGCUUUAAAAUGAAACCUUUUAAGGCUCAUUUGCAUGCCUUGAAGCCGAGUUACGAUUGAUAAAGCUUCGAAAAAUACUAAUUUUGCAAUUUGCAAUUUGCAUUGUGCACUAAUUUUACAAUAUCUUGAGUUCUAAUUGUUGGAUUUAAAUUUAGUAAACGUUUUUCUUCGUUUUUUAUUAAGGAACAAAUUUUUUUGAAACAUUUUUUUUUUAAUCUUUUUUAGUUUAUGAGCCAAAGCCUUAUAAACAAUUAAAUUGUUUAUAACAAUUUUUUGACCACUCGGAUCGAAAUCCAUUCUCGAAAUUCGUAAUCAGCAGCCAAAAAUCCGUAAGAAACCGUUGAGUUUGUCCAUCAGAAUUGAAAAGGACACGGUGACCCCUCUGGCGCCUAGACUAAUAUCUGUGAGUAGAACUUUUUACUUUAACAUAUUUAUAAACUAACAAAAAAAGUUUUAGAAAAAUACAAGCUGGUUUGAUUUUUUUCGUAAUAAAGCAAGUUUUCGAUCUACAAUAACUCCCUUACAUGCCCUUACUAUGUGAAAUAACUUAUUUAAAUUACAAGAAACAUACAGUAAACAUAAGAAUAAACAGUAUUAUAAAACGUUUAAAUAUAAUUAUGUAUUUUAUUUAUCAAUAAAUUGUAUACAAAAGUA
This is a messenger RNA of Diabrotica virgifera virgifera (western corn rootworm), 19501 nucleotides long. Its product is annotated as facilitated trehalose transporter Tret1. NCBI's taxonomy places the organism in Eukaryota, Metazoa, Arthropoda, Insecta, Coleoptera, Chrysomelidae. The transcript is spliced from 2 exons. The record is from RefSeq and is a predicted model, not a curated record. Gene Ontology annotation, cellular component: membrane. Bases 100 to 1476 code for a protein of 458 amino acids. Gene Ontology annotation, molecular function: transmembrane transporter activity. Gene Ontology annotation, biological process: transmembrane transport.